GUUUUGGGUAUGACUUAAAAAAAAAACAUAUUGUAGGUAACAAUCUGAAGUCGUCUGUCGGAAAUUCACCAUAGCUGGGUUGAUGGGAGGGUCUGCCUGCCUCCUUCCUAACUUCGCCGGCUGGAGUUGAAGCAGUCACUCCACGCGUGAACCGUCCACAGACCGACGUCAUGCUGCUGAAACCACACAGGAAUCCACUUCUGCUCACCCUCACCUGCAUGUGUUUCUCACGAGCGCUGCUUUGGUCUUAUCAGGAAGAGGAUGUCAGUGAUGGAGAGAAAUGCUCUGAAAAUAACAUUUCAACCACAAAGUACCCCUGUGUGAGGUCAACCGGAGAAGUUACAACAUGUUACAGGAGGAAAUGUUGCAAAGGCUUCAAGUUUGUGAUGGGCCAGUGCAUACCUGAAGAUUAUGAUGUGUGUGCUGGCGCGCCCUGUGAGCAGCAGUGUACUGACCAUUUUGGUCGCGUUGUGUGCACUUGUUACUCAGGCUACCGCUAUGACCGAGAACGCCACAGAAAUCGAGAGAAGCCCUACUGUCUGGACAUUGAUGAAUGUGCGGAGAAAAACAUGAGCGCCUGCUCUCAGAUCUGCAUCAACACCGCAGGGAGUUUUAGGUGUGAGUGUGAGAAAGGCUAUUUCCUGGAAGACGAUGGGAAGACUUGCACCAAAGGGGAGCGAGUUCAUCUCUUUGAGAAGUGUGAUAAUUUAAUGAAUUCUGGAACUUGCUCAGCUACAUGUGAAGAUUUCCUCCAAAUCAAGAUGUCAGUACUGCAGCUUAAACAGAAGAUGGCCUUGCUGUCAAAUAGUGCUGAUGUCCCUGUGCAGAUGAGCAGUGAGAAAAUCCUUACAUCCUCUGUAUUUAUACCAGGACCUCCAGGCUCCCCUGGGCCACAAGGAGAUACAGGACCAGUUGGUCCUCCAGGAUUGGUCGGGCUUCCUGGUCCACCUGGUCCCAGAGGCCUGAUGGGACCCAUUGGACCAACACCAGACCUGUUCCACAUCAAACGUGGACCUCGAGGACCUGUGGGUGCCCCAGGAGCACCAGGGAGGGAUGGUCUCAAGGGGCAGAGAGGAGCUCCCGGUCCUGCUGGACCACCAGGCCCUCCAGGAUCCUUUGAUUUCCUGCUUCUGCUGAUGGCAGAUAUCCGUAAUGACAUUGCGGACUUGCAGAGCAAGGUGUACGGUCAGCCAACGCACUCUCCGGAUGACCACAUUCCUUUAGCCCCAGACAGUUGGAGAAGCACAGCAGACAGUGCGGAUGCAGGAUCAGGGGAGGACUAUAAGGAACCUCUGUCUCAAACAGACCGGUGGUCCAAAAAGAACAAGAAGAGGAAACAAGGACGAGAAAGAACAAACUGAUUGGACUAAUAACGAAUCGUGGCUUUGAAUACUGCCAGGUGUAAAUACUGAAGGGGUUUGUUUUUAUAUUUAAUGGAUUUUUAUGACAUAUUUUAUAUUGUUUUACAACAGAUGUUUAUUUUUUUAUAACAUAAAAGAUUGUCUGUUUUUAAACAAAUGUGCA
This is a messenger RNA of Cyprinodon tularosa, 1524 nucleotides long. RefSeq names its product collagen and calcium binding EGF domains 1 (gene ccbe1). The record is from RefSeq and is a predicted model, not a curated record. Gene Ontology annotation, molecular function: calcium ion binding. NCBI's taxonomy places the organism in Eukaryota, Metazoa, Chordata, Actinopteri, Cyprinodontiformes, Cyprinodontidae. The transcript is spliced from 11 exons. Bases 171 to 1361 code for a protein of 396 amino acids.